Molecule: messenger RNA, 453 nt
Organism: Parathielavia appendiculata
Lineage: Eukaryota; Fungi; Ascomycota; Sordariomycetes; Sordariales; Chaetomiaceae
Exons: 1
Coding region: 1-453 (150 amino acids)
Source: RefSeq, a predicted model, not a curated record
AUGUCCUCGCCCAUGGACAUCACACCGCGCGCAUCGUCGCGCAGAGGGCCCGAUCCCGAGUGCGCCUUUCCCUCGUGGCCGAGGCGGUCAUCUCUAGGUGAGGGCGACUCGGAAUAUCGGGCGACAUCAUACAUCACCGACGACGAGCUGUUCAUGGAUGUGUUUGAAGACGAUGCGUGCAGCGUCUCGAGCCAGGGCAGCGCUUCCCCCGUGCACUCACCAGCGGCACCGGUUCUCACCGAGGCCGAUUUCCUCCAGUUGCAGCGGGAGCAGCUGGCUUACCAGCGCGAGAUGAGGAGGAUCCUCUUGGCCGAGAAGGAGCUGCGGCGACGACAGGCCGAGCAAGAGCAUCAACGGCGGCGGCCGGGUCCCAAACGGCGAACCGGUUCCGCAUCCUCCAAAAAGGCCAAGAGCAAGCUCUCGGCCAUGACCACCAUCGCCGAAACCGACUGA